GAACAGAUAAGAUGGCGAAUGAGCUUCAAUUGGGGUUAUAAAUAUGAAUGCACCGAGCUAAGGUGUCAGUUAGCCAAAUGCCUCUGUAAAGCUCAAACGUAAAUCGGCCGCGAUGAAAACAAAUAAAUCCUUAAGUCAUUAUAUUAUAUUCAAUGUGUUAACAGUGGUACUAAUAGUGCAGAUAAAAGCUGAAAAUAAAGCAACAUUACACAAACGGAGUUAUCGAAAUGAUAAUGGCCUAACUAUAAGUGAUUCGUUUAAUAAAGUUUUGCCAACCCAAAAAUUUAAUCGUUACCAAUCACAUAAAUACAAUGACGGGUCACAAAGGUUAACACUCGCAACAACAGUCUACAAUUUGACAAAAGCAGACGGAACUGAAGGUGACACUACCGUACAGGACUCACCACCAAUUCCUGACGAAACUACCACAACUGCCCAGGACUCAACGCCUGAAGAUAGCACCACUAUCGAGGAUGCUACAACUGCUCCUGACGAAAACACCACAGCUGGAUCUGAAGAUGACACUACCGUAGAGGAUUUAACACCGAUUCCCGACGAAACUACCACAGCUGGCCAGGACUCAACUCCUGAGGAUAGCACCACUGUCGAGGAUGCUACAACUGUUCCUGAUGAAAACAAUACAGCUGGAUCUGGUGAUGAUACUACCGUAGAGGAUUCAACACCGAUUCCUGAAGAAACUACUACAGCCGCCAAGGACUCAACUCCUGAAGACAGCACCACUAUCGAGGAUGCUACAACUGUUCCUGAUGAAAACACCACAGCUGGAUCUGGUGAUGAUACUACCGUAGAGGAUUCAACACCGAUUCCUGACGAAACUACCACAGCUGCCCAGGACUCAACUCCUGAGGAUAGCACCACUAUCGAGGAUGCUACAACUGUUCCUGAUGAAAACACUACAGCUGGAUCUGGUGAUGAUACUACCGCAGAGGAUUCAACACCGAUUCCUGAAGGAACUACUACAGCUGGCCAGGACUCAAGUCCUGAGGAUAGCACCACUAUCGAGGAUGCUACAACUGUUCCUGAUGAAAACACUACAGCUGGAUCUGGUGAUGAUACUACCGCAGAGGAUUCAACACCGAUUCCUGAAGAAACUACUACAGCUGCCCAGGACUCAACUCCUGAGGAUAGCACCACUAUCGAGGAUGCUACAACUGUUCCUGAUGAAAACACUACAGCUGGAUCUGGUGAUGAUACUACCGUAGAGGAUUCAACACCGAAUUCUGAAGAAACUACUACAGUUGCCCAGGACUCAACUCCAGAAGAUAGCACCACUAUCGAGGAUGCUACAACUGUUCCUGAUGAAAACACUACAGCUGGAUCUGGUGAUGAUACUACCGUAGAGGAUUCAACACCGACUCCUGAAGAAACUACCACAGCUGCCCAGGACUCAACGCAUGAAGAUAGCACCACUAUCGAGGAUGCUACAACUGCUCUUGAUGAAAACACCACAGCUGGAUCUGAAGAUGACUCUACCGUAGAGGAUUUAACACCGAUUCCCGACGAAACUACCACAGCUGGCCAGGACUCAACUCCUGAGGAUAGCACCACUGUCGAGGAUGCUACAACUGUUCCUGAUGAAAACACUACAGCUGGAUCUGGAAAUGAUACUACCGUAGAGGAUUCAACACCGACUCCUGAAGAAACUACCACAGCUGCCCAGGACUCAACGCAUGAAGAUAGCACCACUAUCGAGGAUGCUACAACUGCUCCUGAUGAAAACACCACAGCUGGAUCUGGUGAUGAUACUACCGUAGAGGAUUCAACAGCGAUUCCUGAAGAAACUACUACAGCUGCCCAGGACUCAACUCCUGAGGAUAGCACCACUAUCGAGGAUGCUACAACUGUUCCUGAUGAAAACACUACAGCUGGAUCUGGUGAUGAUACUACCGCAGAGGAUUCAACACCGAUUCCUGAAGAAACUACUACAGCUGGCCAGGACUCAAGUCCUGAGGAUAGCACCACUAUCGAGGAUGCUACAACUGUUCCUGAUGAAAACACUACAGCUGGAUCUGGAGAUGAUACUACCGUAGAGGAUUCAACAGCGAUUCCUGACGAAACUACCACAGCUGCCCAGGACUCAACUCCUGAGGAUAGCACCACUAUCGAGGAUGCUACAACUGUUCCUGAUGAAAACACUACAGCUGGAUCUAAAGAUGACACUACCGUAGAGGAUUUAACACCGAUUCCCGACGAAACUACCACAGCUGCCCAGGACUCAACUCCUGAAGAUAGCACCACUAUCGAGGAUGCUACAACUGUUCCUGAUGAAAACACUACAGCUGGAUCUGGUGAUGAUAGUACCGUAGAGGAUUCAACAGCGAUUCCUGAAGAAACUACUACAGCUGGCCAGGACUCAACUCCUGAGGAUAGCACCACUAUCGAGGAUGCUACAACUGUUCCUGAUGAAAACACUACAGCUGGAUCUGGUGAUGAUACUACCGUAGAGGAUUCAACACCGAUUCCUGAAGAAACUACUACAGCUGCCCAGGACGCAAUUCCUGAAGAUAGCACCACUAUCGAGGAUGCUACAACUGCUCCUGACGAAAACACUACAUCUGGAUCUGGAGAUGACACUACCGUAGAGGAUUCAACACCGAUUCCUAAAGAAACUACCACAGCUGGCCAGGACUCAACUCCUGUAGAUAGCACCACUAUCGAGGAUGCUACAACUGUUCCUGAUGAAAACACUACAGCUGGAUCUGGAGAUGAUACUAGCGUAGAGGAUUCAACACCGAUUCCUGACGAAACUACCACAGGUGCCCAGGACUCAACUCCUGAAGAUAGCACCACUAUCGAGGAUGCUACAACUGUUCCUGAUGAAAACACUACAGCUGGAUCUGGAGAUGAUACUACCGUAGAGGAUUCAACAGCGAUUCCUGAAGAAACUACUACAGCUGCCCAGGACUCAACUCCUGAAGAUAGCACCACUAUCGAGGAUGCUACAACUGUUCCUGAUGAAAACACUACAGCUGGAUCUGGUGAUGAUACUACCGUAGAGGAUUCAACACCGAUUCCUGAAGAAACUACUACAGCUGCCCAGGACGCAAUUCCUGAAGAUAGCACCACUAUCGAGGAUGCUACAACUGCUCCUGACGAAAACACUACAUCUGGAUCUGGAGAUGACACUACCGUAGAGGAUUCAACACCGAUUCCUAAAGAAACUACCACAGCUGGCCAGGACUCAACUCCUGUAGAUAGCACCACUAUCGAGGAUGCUACAACUGUUCCUGAUGAAAACACUACAGCUGGAUCUGGAGAUGAUACUAGCGUAGAGGAUUCAACACCGAUUCCUGACGAAACUACCACAGGUGCCCAGGACUCAACUUCUGAAAAUAGCACCACUAUCGAGGAUGCUACAACUGUUCCUGAUGAAAACACUACAGCUGGAUCUGAAGAUGACACUACCGCAGAGGAUUCAACACCGAUUCCCGACGAAACUACCACAGCUGGCCAGGACACAACUCCUGAAGAUAGCACCACUAUCGAGGAUGCUACAAAUGUUCCUGACGAAAACACUACAUCUGGAUCUGGAGAUGAUACUACCGUAGAGGACUCAACACCGAUUCCUGAAGAAACUACUACAGCUGGCCAGGACUCAACUCCUGAGGAUAGCACCACUAUCGAGAAUGCUACAACUGCUCCUGACGAAAACACCACAGCUGGAUCUGAAGAUGACACUACCGCAGAGGAUUCAACACCGAUUCCCGACGAAACUACCACAGCUGGCCAGGACUCAACUCCUGAAGAUAGCACAACUAUCGAGGAUGCUACAACUAUUCCUGAUGAAAACACUACAGCUGGAUCUGGAGAUGAUACUACCGUAGAGGAUUCAACAGCGUUUCCUGACGAAACUACCACAGCUGCCCAUGACUCAACUCCUGAAGAUAGCACCACUAUCGAGGAUGCUACAACUGUUCCUGAUGAAAACACUACAGCUGGAUCUGGAGAUGAUACUACCGUAGAGGAUUCAACAGCGAUUCCUGACGAAACUACCACAGCUGCCCAGGACUCAACUCCUGGAGAUAGCACCACUAUCGAGGAUGCUACAACUGUUCCUGAUGAAAACACUACAGCUGGAUCUGGUGAUGAUACUACCGUAGAGGAUUCAACACCGAUUCCUGAAGAAACUACUACAGCUGGCCAGGACUCAAGUCCUGAAGAUAGCACCACUAUCGAGGAUGCUACAACUGUUCCUGAUGAAAACACUACAGCUGGAUCUGGUGAUGAUACUACCGUAGAGGAUUCAACACCGAUUCCUGAAGAAACUACUACAGCUGGCCAGGACUCAAGUCCUGAAGAUAGCACCACUAUCGAGGAUGCUACAACUGUUCCUGAUGAAAACACUACAGCUGGAUCUGGUGAUGAUACUACCGUAGAGGAUUCAACACCGAUUCCUGAAGAAACUACUACAGCUGGCCAGGACUCAACUCCUGAGGAUAGCACCACUAUCGAGGAUGCUACAACUGUUCCUGAUGAAAACACUACAGCUGGAUCUGGUGAUGAUACUACCGUAGAGGAUUCAACACCGAAUUCUGAAGAAACUACUACAGUUGCCCAGGACUCAACUCCAGAAGAUAGCACCACUAUCGAGGAUGCUACAACUGUUCCUGAUGAAAACACUACAGCUGGAUCUGGUGAUGAUACUACCGUAGAGGAUUCAACACCGAUUCCUGAAGAAACUACUACAGCUGGCCAGGACUCAAGUCCUGAAGAUAGCACCACUAUCGAGGAUGCUACAACUGUUCCUGAUGAAAACACUACAGCUGGAUCUGGUGAUGAUACUACCGUAGAGGAUUCAACACCGAUUCCUGAAGAAACUACUACAGCUGGUCAGGACACAACUCCUGAAGAUAGCACCACUAUCGAGGAUGCUACAACUGUUCCUGAUGAAAACACUACAGCUGGAUCUGGUGAUGAUACUACCGUAGAGGAUUCAACACCGAUUCCUGAAGAAACUACUACAGCUGGCCAGGACUCAACUCCUGAGGAUAGCACCACUAUCGAGGAUGCUACAACUACUCCUGACGAAAACACCACAGUUGGACCUGAAGAUGACACUACCGUAGAGGAUUCAACACCGAUUCCCGACGAAACUACCACAGCUGGCCAGGACUCAACUCCUGAGGAUAGCACCACUAUCGAGGAUGCUACAACUAUUCCUGAUGAAAACACUACAGCUGGAUCUGGAGAUGAUACUACCGUAGAGGAUUUAACACCGAUUCCUGAAGAAACUACUACAGCUGCCCAGGACUCAACUCCUGAAGAUACCACCACUAUCGAGGAUGCUACAACUGUUCCUGAUGAAAGCACUACAGCUGGAUCUGGUGAUGAUACUACCGUAGAGGAUUCAACAGUGAUUCCUGAAGAAACUACUACAGCUGGCCAGGACUCAACUCCUGAAGAUAGCACCACUAUCGAGGAUGCUACAACUGUUCCUGAUGAAAACACUACAGCUGGAUCUGGAGAUGAUACUUCCGUAGAGGAUUCAACACCGAUUCCUGAAGAAACUACUACAGUUGCCCAGGACUCAACUCCUGAGGAUAGCACCACUAUCGAGGACGCUACAACUGUUCCUGAUGAAAACACUACAGCUGGAUCUGGUGAUGAUACUACCGUAGAGGAGUCAACACCGAUUCCUGAAGAAACUACUACAGCUGCCCAGGACUCAACUCCUGAAGAUAGCACCACUAUCGAGGAUGAUACAACUGUUCCUGAUGAAAGCACUACAGCUGGAUCUGGUGAUGAUACUACCGUAGAGGAUUCAACACCGAUUCCUGAAGAAACUUCUACAGCUGCCCAAAACCCAACUCCUGAAGAUAGCACCACUAUCGAGGAUGCUACAACUGUUCAUGACGAAAACACUACAUCUGGAUCUGGAGAUGCCACUACCGUAGAGGAUUCAACACCGAUUCCUGAAGAAACUACUACAGCUGCCCAGGACUCAAGUCCUGAAGAUACCACCACUAUCGAGGAUGCUACAACUGUUCCUGAUGAAAACACUACAGCUGGAUCUGGUGAUGAUACUACCGUAGAGGAUUCAACACCAAUUCCUGAAGAAACUACUACAGCUGCCCAGGACUCAACUCCUGAAGAUAGCACCACUAUCGAGGAUGAUACAACUGUUCCUGAUGAAAACACUACAGCUGGAUCUGGUGAUGAUACUACCGUAGACGAUUCAACACCGAUUCCUGAAGAAACUACUACAGCUGCCCAAGACCCAACUCCUGAAGAUAGUACCACUAUCGAGGAUGCUACAACUGUUCCUGACGAAAACACUACAUCUGGAUCUGGAGAUGCCACUACCGUAGAGGAUACAACACCGAUUCCUGGACAUGAUACUACCGUAGAGGGUACAACUGCGAUUCCUGACGAAACUACUACAGCUGCCCAGGACUCAACUCCUGAAGAUAGCACCACUAUCGAGGAUGCUACAACAGUUUCUGAUGAAAACACUACAGCUGGAUCUGAAGAUGAUACUACCGUAGAGGAUUCAACACCGAUUCCUGAAGAAACUACCACAGCUGGCCAGGACUCAACUCCUGAAGAUAGCACCACUAUCGAGGAUGCUACCACUGUUCCUGAUGAAAACACUACAGAUGGAUCUGGUGAUGAUACUACCGUAGAGGAUUCAACACCGAUUCCUGAAGAAACUACUACAGCUGCCCAGGACCCAACUCCUAAAAAUAGCACCACUAUCGAGGAUGCUACAACUGUUCCUGACGAAAACACUACAUCUGGAUCUGGAGAUGCCACUACCGUAGAGGAUUCAACACCGAUUCCUGAAGAAACUACUACAGCUGCCCAGGACUCAACUUCUGAAGAUACCACCACUACCGAGGAUGCUACAACUGCUCCUGACGAAAACACUACAGCUGGAUCUGAAGAUAACACUACCGUAGAGGAUUCAACACUGAUUCCUGACGAAACUACCACAGCUGCCCAGGACCCAACUCCUGAAGAUAGCACCACUAUCGAGGAUGCUACAACUGUUCCUGAUGAAAACUCUACAGCUGGAUCUGGUGAUGAUACUAACGUAGAGGAUUCAACACCGAUUCCUGAAGAAACUACUACAGCUGCCCAGGACCCAACUCCUGAAGAUAGCACCACUAUCGAGGAUGCUACAACUGUUCCUGACGAAAACACUACAUCUGGAUCUGGAAAUGACACUACCGUAGAGGAUUCAACACCGAUUCCUGACGAAACUACCACAGCUGGCCAGGACUCAACUCCUGAAGAUAGCACCACUAUCGAGGAUGCUACCACUGUUCCUGAUGAAAACACUACAGCUGGAUCUGGAGAUGAUACUAGCGUAGAGGAUUCAACACCGAUUCCUGACGAAACUACCACAGGUGCCCAGGACUCAACUCCUGAAGAUAGCACCACUAUCGAGGAUGCUACAACUGUUCCUGAUGAAAACACUACAGCUGGAUCUGGAGAUGAUACUACCGUAGAGGAUUCAACAGCGAUUCCUGACGAAACUACCACAGCUGCCCAGGACUCAACUCCUGGAGAUAGCACCACUAUCGAGGAUGCUACAACUGUUCCUGAUGAAAACACUACAGCUGGAUCUGGUGAUGAUACUACCGUAGAGGAUUCAACACCGAUUCCUGAAGAAACUACUACAGCUGGCCAGGACUCAAGUCCUGAAGAUAGCACCACUAUCGAGGAUGCUACAACUGUUCCUGAUGAAAACACUACAGCUGGAUCUGGUGAUGAUACUACCGUAGAGGAUUCAACACCGAUUCCUGAAGAAACUACUACAGCUGGCCAGGACUCAAGUCCUGAAGAUAGCACCACUAUCGAGGAUGCUACAACUGUUCCUGAUGAAAACACUACAGCUGGAUCUGGUGAUGAUACUACCGUAGAGGAUUCAACACCGAUUCCUGAAGAAACUACUACAGCUGGCCAGGACUCAACUCCUGAGGAUAGCACCACUAUCGAGGAUGCUACAACUGUUCCUGAUGAAAACACUACAGCUGGAUCUGGUGAUGAUACUACCGUAGAGGAUUCAACACCGAAUUCUGAAGAAACUACUACAGUUGCCCAGGACUCAACUCCAGAAGAUAGCACCACUAUCGAGGAUGCUACAACUGUUCCUGAUGAAAACACUACAGCUGGAUCUGGUGAUGAUACUACCGUAGAGGAUUCAACACCGAUUCCUGAAGAAACUACUACAGCUGGCCAGGACUCAAGUCCUGAAGAUAGCACCACUAUCGAGGAUGCUACAACUGUUCCUGAUGAAAACACUACAGCUGGAUCUGGUGAUGAUACUACCGUAGAGGAUUCAACACCGAUUCCUGAAGAAACUACUACAGCUGGUCAGGACACAACUCCUGAAGAUAGCACCACUAUCGAGGAUGCUACAACUGUUCCUGAUGAAAACACUACAGCUGGAUCUGGUGAUGAUACUACCGUAGAGGAUUCAACACCGAUUCCUGAAGAAACUACUACAGCUGGCCAGGACUCAACUCCUGAGGAUAGCACCACUAUCGAGGAUGCUACAACUACUCCUGACGAAAACACCACAGUUGGACCUGAAGAUGACACUACCGUAGAGGAUUCAACACCGAUUCCCGACGAAACUACCACAGCUGGCCAGGACUCAACUCCUGAGGAUAGCACCACUAUCGAGGAUGCUACAACUAUUCCUGAUGAAAACACUACAGCUGGAUCUGGAGAUGAUACUACCGUAGAGGAUUUAACACCGAUUCCUGAAGAAACUACUACAGCUGCCCAGGACUCAACUCCUGAAGAUACCACCACUAUCGAGGAUGCUACAACUGUUCCUGAUGAAAGCACUACAGCUGGAUCUGGUGAUGAUACUACCGUAGAGGAUUCAACAGUGAUUCCUGAAGAAACUACUACAGCUGGCCAGGACUCAACUCCUGAAGAUAGCACCACUAUCGAGGAUGCUACAACUGUUCCUGAUGAAAACACUACAGCUGGAUCUGGAGAUGAUACUUCCGUAGAGGAUUCAACACCGAUUCCUGAAGAAACUACUACAGUUGCCCAGGACUCAACUCCUGAGGAUAGCACCACUAUCGAGGACGCUACAACUGUUCCUGAUGAAAACACUACAGCUGGAUCUGGUGAUGAUACUACCGUAGAGGAGUCAACACCGAUUCCUGAAGAAACUACUACAGCUGCCCAGGACUCAACUCCUGAAGAUAGCACCACUAUCGAGGAUGAUACAACUGUUCCUGAUGAAAGCACUACAGCUGGAUCUGGUGAUGAUACUACCGUAGAGGAUUCAACACCGAUUCCUGAAGAAACUUCUACAGCUGCCCAAAACCCAACUCCUGAAGAUAGCACCACUAUCGAGGAUGCUACAACUGUUCAUGACGAAAACACUACAUCUGGAUCUGGAGAUGCCACUACCGUAGAGGAUUCAACACCGAUUCCUGAAGAAACUACUACAGCUGCCCAGGACUCAAGUCCUGAAGAUACCACCACUAUCGAGGAUGCUACAACUGUUCCUGAUGAAAACACUACAGCUGGAUCUGGUGAUGAUACUACCGUAGAGGAUUCAACACCAAUUCCUGAAGAAACUACUACAGCUGCCCAGGACUCAACUCCUGAAGAUAGCACCACUAUCGAGGAUGAUACAACUGUUCCUGAUGAAAACACUACAGCUGGAUCUGGUGAUGAUACUACCGUAGACGAUUCAACACCGAUUCCUGAAGAAACUACUACAGCUGCCCAAGACCCAACUCCUGAAGAUAGUACCACUAUCGAGGAUGCUACAACUGUUCCUGACGAAAACACUACAUCUGGAUCUGGAGAUGCCACUACCGUAGAGGAUACAACACCGAUUCCUGGACAUGAUACUACCGUAGAGGGUACAACUGCGAUUCCUGACGAAACUACUACAGCUGCCCAGGACUCAACUCCUGAAGAUAGCACCACUAUCGAGGAUGCUACAACAGUUUCUGAUGAAAACACUACAGCUGGAUCUGAAGAUGAUACUACCGUAGAGGAUUCAACACCGAUUCCUGAAGAAACUACCACAGCUGGCCAGGACUCAACUCCUGAAGAUAGCACCACUAUCGAGGAUGCUACCACUGUUCCUGAUGAAAACACUACAGAUGGAUCUGGUGAUGAUACUACCGUAGAGGAUUCAACACCGAUUCCUGAAGAAACUACUACAGCUGCCCAGGACCCAACUCCUAAAAAUAGCACCACUAUCGAGGAUGCUACAACUGUUCCUGACGAAAACACUACAUCUGGAUCUGGAGAUGCCACUACCGUAGAGGAUUCAACACCGAUUCCUGAAGAAACUACUACAGCUGCCCAGGACUCAACUUCUGAAGAUACCACCACUACCGAGGAUGCUACAACUGCUCCUGACGAAAACACUACAGCUGGAUCUGAAGAUAACACUACCGUAGAGGAUUCAACACUGAUUCCUGACGAAACUACCACAGCUGCCCAGGACCCAACUCCUGAAGAUAGCACCACUAUCGAGGAUGCUACAACUGUUCCUGAUGAAAACUCUACAGCUGGAUCUGGUGAUGAUACUAACGUAGAGGAUUCAACACCGAUUCCUGAAGAAACUACUACAGCUGCCCAGGACCCAACUCCUGAAGAUAGCACCACUAUCGAGGAUGCUACAACUGUUCCUGACGAAAACACUACAUCUGGAUCUGGAAAUGACACUACCGUAGAGGAUUCAACACCGAUUCCUGACGAAACUACCACAGCUGGCCAGGACUCAACUCCUGAAGAUAGCACCACUAUCGAGGAUGCUACCACUGUUCCUGAUGAAAACACUACAGAUGGAUCUGGUGAUGAUACUACCGUAGAGGAUUCAACACCGAUUCCUGACGAAACUACCACAGCUGGCCAGGACUCAACUCCUGAAGAUAGCACCACUAUCGAGGAUGCUACCACUGUUCCUGAUGGAAACACUACAGAUGGAUCUGGUGAUGAUACUACCGUAGAGGAUUCAACACCGAUUCCUGAAGAAACUACUACAGCUGCCCAGGACCCAACUCCUAAGGAUAGCACCACUAUCGAGGAUGCUACAACUGUUCCUGAUGAAAACACUACAGCUGGAUCUGGUGAUGAUACUACCGUAGAGGAUUCAACACCGAUUCCUGAAGAAACUACUACAGCUGCCCAGGACCCAACUCCUGAAGAUAGCACCACUAUCGAGGAUGCUACAACUGUUCCUGAUGAAAACACUACAGCUGGAUCUGGAGAUGACACUACCGUAGAGGAUUCAACACCGAUUCCCGACGAAACUACCACAGCUGUCCAGGACUCAACUCCUGAAGAUGGCACCACUAACGAGGAUGCUACAACUGUUUCUGACGAAAACACUACAGCUGGAUCUGGAGAUGACACUACCGUAGAGGAUUCAACACCGAUUCCUGACGAAACUACCACAGCUGGCCAUGACUCAACUCCUGAGGAUAGCACUACUAUCGAGGACGCUACAACUGCUCCUGAUGAAAACACUACAGCUAGAUCUGGAGAUGAUACUAGCGUAGAGGAUUCAACAUCGAUUCCUGACAAAACUACCACAGCUACCACUCCUGAAGAUAGCACCACGAUCGAGGAUGCUACAACUGCUCCUGACGAAAACACUACAGCUGGAUCUGAAGAUGACACUACCGUAGAGGAUUCAAAACCGAUUCCUGAGGAAACUACCACAGCUACCACUCCUGAAUAUACCACCACUGUCGAGGAUGCUACAACUGCUCCUGACGAAAACACUACAGCUGGAUCUGAAGAUGACACUACCGUAGAGGAUUCAACAGCGAUUCCUGACGAAUCAACCACAGAGGCAAAGGACUUAACUCCUGAAGAUAGCACCACCAUCAAGGAUGCUACAACAAUUACUGAUGAAAACACUACAGCUGGAUCUGGGAAUGACACUACCGUAGAGUAUUCAACCCCGAUUCCCGAAGAAACUACUACAGCUGCCCAGGACUCAACUCCUGAAGAUAGCUCCACUAUUGAGGAAGCUACAACUGUUCCUGAUGAAAACACUACAGCUGGAUCUGGAGAUGACUCUACCGUAGAGGAUUCAACACCGAUUCCUGACGAAACUACCGCAGCUACCCAGGACUUAACGACUUUUCCUGAAGAUAGCACCACUAGCGCGGGUGCUACAACUGUUCCAGACCAAAACACUACAAAGAAUACACCAGAAGAUAGCUCUACCAUAGAGGAUGCUACAAAGCUUCCAAACGAAACUUCUACAGCUACACCUAGAGACAGCACAACAAAACAGUAUUCAACGUCGCCAGAAGAAAGUACUACUGCAAGUGAGAUUACUACUAAUAAAGACAGCACUACGGUUGACGAUUCUACUUUGCUUCCUGCUGAAAGCAGUACAACUAAUCAAGUUUCUACUAAAGGACCAGAAGAAAAUACUACAGCGGACAUAAGCCCUACAAAGAAUCCAGGAGAAAGCACCACGAUUGAGGGUUCUCCACCGAAUCCGGAUAAAAAUACCACAGCAACAGGCGAUACGACGAGCAGUUCGACACCGUCUUUUUCAAGUUCCACAAGCACUGGGUCCGCAACCACUUCUUUCCCUGCCACCACGAAUUCAAAUAAACCACUGCCUUCUUGCAGUAGUGGGUAUCAAUAUAUACCCCAUCCAAAGAAUUGUCAUAAAUUCAUCCAAUGUAGUAAUGGAGAAGAAUUAAUUAUGGAUUGCCCAGGUAAUCUUUAUUGGGACUACCAGAAAUUAUAUUGCUGUGGAGAUCCAAGUGCUUGCUACAAUAAUGAUGAGAGCUCGAAUCCAGAGGAAAAUAUUUGCGGCCCUGGUGUGGAUUUUCUAGCUCACCCAACCGACUGUACCAAAUAUUUUCAAUGUAGUAACGGCGAGGCAUUUGAGCGCAAGUGCCCCGAUCCUUUGUACUGGAACCCUGAGAUAAAAGUCUGCGAUUGGUCAAAUAAAUACUGCAAUAAUCUACGAGCAAGUGAAUCGAUUUCCUGCGCAGUGGGUAUGAAUUUUGAUGUUUAUCAAAACGAUUGCUCAAAGUACAUCAAAUGCUUCGGUUUGAGAGGUAUUGUGAUGAGUUGUGAUGCAGGGCUUUACUGGAACCCCAUUAGUAAUGUGUGCGAAAAGUCACAGCGGUUCUGCACUUAACUAAUCAUUGCAGGUAUCUUCUUCGCCAGAGUACUAACUGAAACCAACAAAAUAGGCAGGCGAAAUAAAUAGUAAAAUUGUUAUAAAUAUAUUUAUUCUGUUAGGAUUACGUUCUGUUUACAAAUAACAAAUGUAUUAAAUAGUUAUUGUUCAAGCAUGAACACUAGGGCGGACCAAAAAUGAAAUCUUGUUCUCCCUCCCUCACGUGUAUGUUUGCCCAUGUUACGACUAAACAAGCCAGCGAUAAGACUAGAAUAAUAAUUUCAUGUUACCUACUGAAAAGAAUACUGUUUAGAAUAAAAUGAGUUGUUAAACAGAACUCAACGGUGAAGGCUGUUUUUCCUUAUUACGGAUAACCCUUACAGUUAUUAAAUACGAAAUGUAAACAUUCCUAGUAAACAGACCUAAUGUCCGGUUACAUGUUGAUAUAUUUAUAUGUUGCAAAAAAAUAUAUAUGCACAGAAUCGUUUCAAUUUCAUUAGGUUUUGAAGAUGUUCUACAUAGAUUUGCUUUUCGGAUGCAUGCAAAUUUGUUUCAACAGACUUAGGCACUUUGUUACUUUAUUGUACCCUGUAAAUGGAUAAAUAAAAAGAAUAUCCCAAUUUACAA
Messenger RNA from Drosophila suzukii, 13735 nucleotides. The record is from RefSeq and is a predicted model, not a curated record. NCBI's taxonomy places the organism in Eukaryota, Metazoa, Arthropoda, Insecta, Diptera, Drosophilidae.